Paramuricea clavata is the source of this 366-nucleotide messenger RNA. Lineage: Eukaryota; Metazoa; Cnidaria; Anthozoa; Malacalcyonacea; Plexauridae. The record is from the annotation of a GenBank genome assembly.
AUGUUGGGAAUUCAACACACUUUUGACCCCCCACAACUACACACACCACCAGCAACCCCCCAACCACCACCCGGUGGAAAGGACAUUGCGAUGGCAAAACGUACGUUCGAGGAAGAACAGCGGAACCUAACCCCCACCGGCGCAAAAAGAAAAAAAAACGUGGAAGCUGUGCAUUUAACAAAAAAAACAUUGACACUAUUUAGCAGUCUUGGUGACGAGACAAAACGAUCAAGAACAAUCCUUACAAAGUGCAAACACGACAUUACAGUGGACACCAACAAGCAGUACCUAACAUAUGAAUUGUUUGCUGAGAUGCGAAAAAAAAGCGUUGGAAAUUAUAAAGGAACAAAGAGACAUGCUAGUUAG